Molecule: messenger RNA, 219 nt
Organism: Fusarium verticillioides 7600
Lineage: Eukaryota; Fungi; Ascomycota; Sordariomycetes; Hypocreales; Nectriaceae
Exons: 1
Coding region: 1-219 (72 amino acids)
Source: RefSeq, a predicted model, not a curated record
AUGCGCCGUGGUAGAAAACCUCAUACGUCCAAGGGGGAGUCCGAGCAGCCAUCGAGCACCCCUCCACGCUCGCACACGCCAGACCAGAAGCUUCGGCAAGACCGUAUAACCCAAGAUAUGGGCUGGUCCAAUAUGGACUUGUCAGAAGAGAAGCAGAGAGCCAUAGCACAGACCUUCUAUAAUGAAAUCCAGAAGGCCAAGGCUCGCGGCGAGUGGUGA